Molecule: messenger RNA, 1953 nt
Organism: Entrophospora candida
Lineage: Eukaryota; Fungi; Glomeromycota; Glomeromycetes; Entrophosporales; Entrophosporaceae
Source: the annotation of a GenBank genome assembly
AUGGCAGAAGGAAAAGCAGUUGGUAUUGAUUUGGGAACCACAUACUCUUGUGUUGGUGUUUGGCAAAAUGACAGAGUUGAAAUUAUUGCUAACGACCAAGGCAACCGUACAACACCUUCAUAUGUUGCCUUUACUGACACUGAACGUUUAAUUGGUGAUGCCGCAAAAAAUCAAGUUGCUAUGAAUCCACACAAUACUGUAUUCGAUGCUAAACGUCUUAUUGGUCGUCGUUUUAAUGAUCAAGAAGUCCAAUCUGACAUGAAGCACUGGCCAUUCAAAGUUGUUGAUAAAAAUACCAAACCAUAUAUUCAGAUUGAAUAUAAAGGUGAAGCUAAACAAUUUACUCCAGAAGAAAUUUCGUCGAUGGUAUUAACAAAAAUGAGGGAAACCGCCGAAGCUUUUCUUGGUACAAAAGUAGCAAAUGCAGUCGUUACAGUACCUGCCUAUUUCAAUGAUUCUCAACGUCAAGCAACAAAAGAUGCAGGUAUGAUUUCUGGGUUGAAUGUGCUUCGUAUCAUCAAUGAACCAACAGCCGCUGCUAUUGCAUAUGGCUUGGAUAAGAAAACAAAAGGAGAACGUAAUGUGUUGAUUUUCGAUUUGGGUGGUGGUACCUUUGAUGUUUCAUUGUUAACAAUCGAAGAUGGUAUUUUUGAAGUCAAGGCCACUGCUGGUGAUACCCAUCUUGGUGGUGAAGAUUUUGAUAAUCGUUUAGUAAAUCAUUUUGUUCAAGAAUUCAAACGUAAAUUCAAAAAAGAUCUUACCACAAAUGCUAGAGCACUUCGUCGUCUCAGGACAGCUUGUGAACGUGCAAAACGUACACUUUCAGCAUCAGCACAAACAUCUAUUGAGAUUGAUUCGCUUUUUGAAGGAAUUGAUUUCUACACAUCUAUAACUCGUGCCAGGUUUGAAGAAUUGAAUCAAGAUUUGUUCCGUUCCACUAUGGACCCAGUCGAAAAGGUGCUUCGUGAUUCAAAAAUUGAUAAAGCUCAAGUACAUGAGAUUGUGUUGGUUGGUGGAUCUACUCGUAUUCCAAAAAUUCAAAAACUGGUAUCAGACUUUUUCAAUGGCAAAGAACCCAACAAGUCCAUAAAUCCUGAUGAAGCUGUUGCAUAUGGUGCAGCUGUGCAAGCAGCUAUUUUGACUGGUGACACAUCCGAGAAAACACAAGAUCUUCUUUUACUCGAUGUUGCACCACUUUCACUUGGUAUCGAGACAGCUGGUGGUGUGAUGACGCCUCUUAUCAAACGUAAUACCACCAUUCCAACCAAAAAAUCAGAAAUAUUUUCUACCUAUGCUGAUAAUCAACCUGGAGUGCUUAUUCAAGUGUAUGAAGGUGAACGUACUCGUACCAAAGAUAACAAUAUAUUGGGCAAAUUCGAAUUAACUGGUAUUCCACCAGCUCCACGUGGUAUACCUCAAAUUGAAGUCACUUUUGAUAUCGAUGCUAAUGGAAUUCUUAAUGUAUCUGCAGCUGAUAAAACUACUGGUAGAUCUAAUAAGAUCACAAUUACUAAUGAUAAAGGAAGAUUAUCAAAAGAAGAAAUUGAAAAAAUGGUUUCGGAUGCUGAGAAAUACCGUGAAGAAGACGAAAAAGUAGCUCAAAAAAUAACAGCACGUAAUGGAUUAGAAAGUUAUGCAUACAAUUUGCGUAACACGCUUCAGGAUGAAAAAAUUGCAGGCAAGCUUGAUCCAGAUGAUAAAAAGAAACUCGAAGAUGCAAUUCAAGAAUCAAUUACAUGGCUUGAUAACAAUCAAGAAGCAGAAAAAGAUGAAUACGAACAUAAACAGAAAUCGCUUGAAGAAAUUGCUAACCCAAUAAUGAUGAAACUUUAUGGUUCUGGUGGUGCUCCAGGCGGUGGAUUCCCAGCUGGUAGUGCUCCAGGUGGUUUUCCAGAUGCUACUGAUACUGCAGCUGGCGAUGAUUCUGGACCUACUAUUGAAGAAGUUGAUUAA